AUGGCUGCAAUGGCGAAACCAGGCCUGCUUAACCCCCUCCGUUCCCACCUCAAUGAGCUUCCUCUCAUAGAUUCGAGCUCGAUCCGCACCAAGCUCGGAGAAUUUCGGUUCUCUCACUUCAAUGUCACUCUAAAGCACGCAAGAAAUGCGUCCGUUCUUCCGGUGAUAAGAGCCCAGAGUUCUCCUGAUUAUGUACCAGACUCCAAAUUUUACAAAGUGGAAGCGAUUCUGAGGCCAUGGCGAGUUUCGCAGGUUUCUUCGGCUCUGUUGAAAAUUGGUAUUCGCGGGGUUACAGUAUCUGAUGUUCGAGGCUUUGGUGCUCAAGGUGGUUCAACAGAGAGGCAUGGUGGCUCCGAAUUUACUGAAGACAAUUUUGUCGCUAAGGUUAAAAUGGAGAUUGUAGUGAGCAAAGACCAGGUUGAAGCAGUAGUAGACAAGAUCAUUGAGGCAGCCAGGACUGGAGAAAUUGGUGAUGGCAAGAUUUUUGUGGUGCCAGUCUCAGAUGUAAUAAGAAUUCGCACCGGGGAGCGUGGAGAGAGGGCGGAGAAGAUGACGGGUGGGUGGUCUGACCAGUCAUCUGCUGCUGCUUGA
Messenger RNA from Prunus armeniaca (apricot), 591 nucleotides. Lineage: Eukaryota; Viridiplantae; Streptophyta; Magnoliopsida; Rosales; Rosaceae. The record is from the annotation of a GenBank genome assembly.